CCCUACCUUAUCACUUGAGCCCCUAUAAAUAGAGGCAUUAUAUUGAACAAAUGCAUUGCACUCAUCUCAAGCUUUUCUCUCUCUCUCUCUCUUUGCACUACAUUCUUGAAUUCACAACCUACAAACAAUCCAAGAAGAUGUCUUGCUGCGGAGGAAGCUGCAACUGUGGCUCUAGCUGCAAGUGCGGCAGCGGCUGCGGAAACAUGUACCCUGACCUGGCAGAGAAGACCACAAACACUUCAGCAACUAUGGUCCUCGGGGUCGCACCUGCGAAGGAGCAAUUUGAGGGGGUUGGCAAGGCAGCAGAGUCUGGUGAGGCUGCCCAUGGCUGCAGCUGUGGCUCCAGCUGCAAAUGCAAUCCCUGCAACUGCUAAAGGAGAUGGUGAUCUGCAUCAGCAUGCUGAUGAUAUGUACAAGUAAAUAAAGAAGCCAUUUGAUGCAAUGGCUCCUGUGUGUGUGUGUGUGCGACAGUGUGAGUCAGCUUGUGUUCUUCAUCCUGAUGUACUAAUGUGGCCUGUGAAUAUUGUGAGGUGUCUCCUGCUUUACUCUCUUGUCAGAAUGUAAUUAGAGGCUAUAUAUCAUGGCCUUGUGAUUGGAGCACCUGAAGUUUUUACAGACAACAUUAUGUUUGUGUAAUAUAAUAUGGUUUACUUGUGCAUGUA
This is a messenger RNA of Oryza sativa Japonica Group (Japanese rice), 662 nucleotides long. The record is from RefSeq and is a predicted model, not a curated record. Lineage: Eukaryota; Viridiplantae; Streptophyta; Magnoliopsida; Poales; Poaceae.